AUGUUGAGACAUCCAAAAUACUUGUAUGGCCCAGAUACGCAUCUUAUACCGGUUAAAUUAAAUUUGGGUGAAUUUUUAAUUCGAAGACUAAACGAACAUGGAAAUAAGAUUGCUAUGAUUAAUGGUGCUACUGAUGAGACACUUACAUAUAACAAAAUGGUUCAAAUGUCCAUGAACAUCGCCGUUUCUUUAGUUCGCAUUGGCGUGAAAAGGGGAGAUGUUGUGGGGAUAUGUUCUGAGUCAAGAUUGGAAAACUGGUGCACUGUAAUUGGAAUAGCUUGCACUGGGGCCGUGAUGACGCCUUUUAGUAUUGGAUACGUAAGAGAUGAACUAAAACACGUAAUGAACAUAUCGAAACCAAAGUUCCUCUUCUGUUCGAUGCAAGGCUAUAAGGCACAUGAGACCAUUUUCAAGACUUUGAACUUUAUUAAACAAAUAAUAUUAUUUGGAGAUCAAAGGCUGGAUGGUGCUUUACUUUUUAAAGACCUAGCAACUGCAGGGCCAAAUGCGAUAAUAUCCAAGAAUGUGAAAUUCGAAGAGUUUCAAGGGGUCGAAGUGGAGGGGCAGUCUGAAACAGCUUUUAUCAUGUAUUCAUCUGGUACGACUGGACUACCAAAGGGUGUUGUGCUAAGCCACUUAAAUGUAAUAGUAUCAAGCUCCUUACCUGGUGUGGUUGAUCCAAAACUGACGAUUUUGAAUAUUACCCCGUGGUAUCAUGCCAUGGGACUGAUGACUGGACUCAUCUUUUUAUGUAAUGGAUGCAAAGUGGUGUUUCUGACCAAGUUCGAGAUGGAAUUAUAUUUGAGGUCUAUAGAAAAGCACAAGGUUAAUUACCUAUUGUUGGUACCACCGGUGAUUCUUGCGCUCACGAAAACACCUUUGAAUUACGAUAUCAGUUCAGUUAAAAUAAUUCUAAGUGCGGCCGCUGUACUGCGAAAAGAGAUUAUUAACGCUACCAAAGAGAAGUUUAAGAAUUUAAUAGAUGUUUACCAAGGCUAUGGGAUGACAGAAGCUACAGCUGUCGUGACGCUGAAUUCUUUCAUUGGUGGGAAAAAAUGUAGACUUGGCAGUGUAGGAGAAGUAACUAGCGAUACAGUAGUUAAGAUUGUGGACGUGGAAACACGUGAACCAUUAGGACCAAAUCAGAAUGGAGAAAUAUGUGUUAAGGGUCCAAUGAUUAUGAAGGGUUAUAUAGGAAAAGAGAGAAGUGAAGAUUUCGAUGAAGAAGGAUUCUUUAAAACUGGUGAUAUUGGGUACUAUGAUGAGGAUAAAUAUUUGUACAUUGUAGAUCGGUUGAAAGAGUUAAUCAAGUACAAGGGUUAUCAGGUUCCUCCAGCGGAGAUAGAAGCAGUGCUACUGCAACACGAGGGAGUUCGCGACGUAGGCGUUGUGGGGAUGCCUCACGAAUCGGCAGGCGAAGUACCUCUCGCAUUCGUAGUGCUUCAAACUGGUGUUGAACUCACGGAAAAAGAGCUUCAACAAUUCGUGGCUGAAAGGUUAUCCAAUCCAAAACAUUUGCGUGGGGGAGUGCGAUUUGUCAAGGAGAUACCAAAAAACCCGAGUGGAAAAAUUCUACGAAGACUUCUUCGGGGAAUGUUGAAGAAAAACUUUAACCAUUUGUAA
Molecule: messenger RNA, 1623 nt
Organism: Parnassius apollo (apollo)
Lineage: Eukaryota; Metazoa; Arthropoda; Insecta; Lepidoptera; Papilionidae
Source: the annotation of a GenBank genome assembly